CCUGACUUCACCUGUCUGCUUUUAGUGUCCGGCGUUGUACUGCAUCGAGCCUAGACUGUUCCGCACUACGCGGCCUUUACGAUAUGUCUGCGCAAGUUGAACGCACUCCUCUAGCUGCUGCGGAUGAAAUACACGAAGAAGAAAGCUGUGGGCCUCUGUCCAUUCAGAAACUUGAGAGUGCCGGCAUCGCAGCCGCCGAUAUCAAGAAACUUCGAGAAGCGGGCUUUCACACUGUCGAGAGCAUCCAGUUCGUUCCAAAGAAGACCCUUUUGGCUAUUAAGGGCAUCAGCGAGGCCAAAGCAGACAAAAUAACCGAAGCCGCCCAGAAAUUGGUUCCUUUCGGAUUUACCACGGCAACUGAAUUCCACCAAAAGCGCUCGGAGAUUAUCCAGCUAACCACAGGAUCUAAAGAGCUAGAUAAGCUAUUGCAAGGUGGUAUUGAAACUGGUUCCAUUACCGAGUUAUUCGGAGAAUUUCGCACCGGGAAAACCCAAAUAUGCCAUACGCUCGCAGUGACAUGUCAGCUUCCCAUAGAUAUGGGCGGUGGAGAAGGCAAGUGUCUGUACAUCGACACAGAGGGAACAUUCCGUCCGGAACGAUUACUGGCUGCUGCCGAACGUUAUGGUCUUUCAGGAAGCGAUGUGUUAGAUAAUGUGGCCUACGCUCGCGCGUAUAACACUGACCAUCAGAUGGAAUUGCUGAUAAGCGCCGCUGCCAUGAUGAGCGAGUCUCGUUACGCUCUGCUGGUAGUCGACAGUGCGACCGCACUCUACCGAACCGAUUAUUCCGGUCGUGGCGAAUUGUCUGCGAGACAGAUGCACUUGGCUCGUUUCCUGCGAACUCUUCUCCGUCUAGCUGACGAAUUUGGUGUUGCAGUAGUCAUCACGAAUCAGGUGGUAGCUCAAGUGGAUGGCGCCGCAAUGUUCUCCGCAGAUCCGAAGAAACCCAUCGGUGGGAACAUUAUGGGGCACGCCUCGACCACACGUCUCUAUCUACGCAAAGGUCGGGGUGAGACCAGAAUUUGCAAGAUUUACGAUAGCCCGUGUUUGCCUGAGGCGGAGGCAAUGUACGCUAUACUGCCGGACGGGAUCGGAGAUGCUAAGGAUUGAGCACAUACUCAUUCCUUUCUAAUUGAAACUGUUCCUCGCUUUGCCAAGUCGUUGCGUUACAAAACGUUCGAUGCAAUCGGUGUGCACCUCUAUCCAAUCUCCAAACACUCGUUCACUUCCCGUUUUGUUGUAAAUACACACUCUCACGAAAAGUUUCACCUGUACUGUACUCGUGUGAUGAAUGUAUUUUGCUUUUUCACAAUUCUGUACCAUUAAAUCUUUUUACAUC
Dicrocoelium dendriticum is the source of this 1338-nucleotide messenger RNA. The record is from the annotation of a GenBank genome assembly. NCBI's taxonomy places the organism in Eukaryota, Metazoa, Platyhelminthes, Trematoda, Plagiorchiida, Dicrocoeliidae.